UAUCCUGCCUGCUCUCUCUCAUCCUAUUACCAGCACAAUCCAUCAGCCACUCUUUGUCUCAGCUAGGGAGAGAAGGCAGAGAGUCAAGGGUUUGCUGAAGAAAGCUGAAUUUUCAGAAGAAGGGUACAUCUAUCUUGGAAGAAGGCCUGGACGAUUGGCACUGUAAUUAUUUCUGUUAAUAACUCUUGACUUUUAUUAUUAUUUUUCUCACUUUCUUUUUGGAAAGGUCUUAGUCACUAGUAUAGACCAUGCAGACCACCUGGAUCCUGCUGCUUGCCUCUCUGGGUCUCUCUACCCUGGCUGGUGCUGAGAAAGGCCUCGAAUUCCCACGUUAUGAUGGCAAAGACCGUGUCUUGGACAUAGAUGACAAGAACUACCGCAAAUCCCUGAAGAAAUACGACAUGCUCUGCCUGUUCUACCACGCUCCUCCGCCAACUGCAAAAGAGCUGCAGAAACAGUUACAAAUGACAGAACUAGUGCUAGAGUUAGCUGCUCAAGUCUUGGAGGAAAAGAAUAUUGGCUUUGGAAUGGUUGACUCCCAAAAAGAUGCUAAAGUUGCCAAGAAACUAGGUUUACAUGAGGAGGGCAGCGUCUAUGUCUUUAAGGAGGACCGUGUGAUUGAAUAUGAUGGACUGCUCUCUGCAGACACUCUUGUGGAAUUCAUUCUUGAUCUGUUGGAAGAUCCAGUUGAGAUAAUUGACAAUACUCUGGAGUUGCGAGCUUUUGACCGUAUGGAAGAAGACAUUAAACUCAUUGGCUUCUUCAAAAGUCGGGAGUCUGAACAUUAUCUUGCUUUCCAAGAGGCAGCCGAACAGUUUCAGCCUUUUAUCAAAUUUUUUGCCACUUUUGAGAAAUCUGUGGCAAAAGAGCUGACUCUGAAGAUGAAUGAAGUAGAUUUCUAUGAGCCCUUCAUGGAGGAACCAGUCACCAUUCCAGACAAACCCAACUCAGAGGAAGAGCUGGUGGCCUUCAUAACUGAACACAGGAGACCAACUCUAAGAAAGCUCAGGGCAGAGGACAUGUUUGAGAUCUGGGAGGAUGAUUUGAAUGGAAUUCACAUUGUAGCCUUUGCAGAAGAGGAGGACCCUGAUGGUUUUGAAUUCUUGGAGAUUUUGAAGGAGGUGGCCAGAGACAACACACACAAUCCAGACCUGAGUAUUGUGUGGAUCGACCCAGACAACUUCCCAUUGCUCAUUCCAUACUGGGAGAAGACCUUCAAGAUUGACCUCUUUAGACCACAGAUUGGCAUAGUAAAUGUUACAGAUGCGGACAGUGUCUGGUUGGACAUACCUGAUGAUGAUGAGCUGCCGUCACCUGAAGAGCUGGAAAACUGGAUAGAAGAUGUGCUCUCUGGAACAAUCAACACAGAGGAUGAUGAUGAUGAUGAUGAUGAUGAUGACGGCAACGACGAUGACGACGACGAUGACAAUGAUGAUGACGAUGAUGACGACGAUGAUGACGACGACGAUGAUGACGAUGAAGAAUGAUUCAUAUACUGUGAACCUCAAACAAAUCUGCUGAGAUAACAAUUUUAUGUCUUUUACAGUAAAAUCAUUUUGUACAUUUUGUACAUCAGUGGCUAAACUGCAGUGUUCUUAAUGUUAAAUUGAAAUUAUACAAGUAAAAAUGUCUCUUAUUUAUAGAUGAAAAUCAUUUAAUCAGCUCUAAACUGGAAAUUGAUAAAGGGAUUCAAAUAAAAAUUAAGAAAGUGCAUUCUUAUUUAAAUAAAUAAGGCCUUAUGGGCUUUCUUAUUUAUACAAUUUGUCACAAAUCUGCUACAAAAUAUAAAACUAAAUUUGGAUUGUGAAUUUAUCAAUGAUCAAUGAACACUGACAGAUACUGCAGCUGCUCAAACACUAUCACACACACUCAACAACAGACACUCAUACAACAAAUAUAAAGAGAUUCUCUCAGAAAGCUUUCUUUAGAUAAUAAAUAUAUUUUAGAUAUAAAUGAAUAAAAAAUAUAUAAAUUUUAACAAAUUUAGCUGUAAACAGAAGUUAGGUUGUGCAUGUUCAUCACCUGUCAAUCAUAACUGCUUACUUCACUCCAGUGAGAAUAUUCUUCUAGCAUCACUCCAUCUCCACCUUUACCCAGCAGGCACAGGAUGUAGACUCCGACACCGAUCAGACAUUGGAUUUUGGUUGAAAACGAAAAUCGGGUUGACGUCUUAACCCAACGUUUGUUUGAUGAAUUUGAAUUUUGGUUGACACCAAAAAAAAAAAAAAAAAAGGAAAAAAACUGUGAAAUCCAUGGUAGCUAUUUCUGUCAGAUAUCUAAAGAAGUUCUUAUUGAGAAUUAACAGAGGUUUAGAUGAUGAUGAUUUUCUGUUGAAAAUGUUUAGUUUGAAGUCACCAUCAUUGUGAUGCUUGUUUUAGUUUUGCAGUUUUACUCUUGACUAAGGGGCUUUCUACUUGCUGCUGUUUUCAACUAAAAGCUGAAUGUGUUUUGGCCAUUAAUUUAGAUGAUGAUGAUGAUGAUGAUGGUGUUUUGGUGGCCUGAAAAUGGAAACUUUUGAAAAUUAUAUCCUUAUCAUCUCCAUGUAAGCUGCAGAAAUGCGAAUCUGUGAAAAUGAUGACGGCGUGCACGUGUAUUACGUGUUUAGUCUAUCUACCUUAUUUUUCAAAGCGGAAAUAAGGUGUUUUCUGUGAAUGUGCGAGACUUCCAAUUUAUUAACCGCUAUAGAAUAUAAGAACAUCAAAGUCCAGUAAACUGUAAAAAUAAGGUGGAUAGGCAUGCGUGAGGCGAGUGCUCUGUAAAAGAAUGCAUAUGUGCAGACGCGUAGUCUUUCUUUACAAAGUGACAUCGCCAACUACUUGUCUGGCAUGCAUAAUACAGCGUUUUUAGUCAUUUGCGCGGAUCCGUGUGAACGGGGAUAGUUUUAGCUGUGGCAAAAAUAGCAAGGGAAAUGUGGUCAGGUGAUGUUGACAACUUGAUGAUGAAGAGGUUGUCAUCAUCUAGUGGUCUAAUCUUUGAUCAUGUAGACAGUAAUACAGUUAAUUUCAACUUAAUAAUAUUCUGUUAUAUGAUGCAAUGCAGCAUGUCACCAUUGAGAUUUAUAUUUUGGUGUAUGAGUUUAUAAUUACAGCCUUGCUAUAAUAAUUAAAAACUAUAUAAUUUGAA
Messenger RNA from Ctenopharyngodon idella (grass carp), 3123 nucleotides. It is a transcript of the gene casq2, whose product is annotated as calsequestrin 2. Lineage: Eukaryota; Metazoa; Chordata; Actinopteri; Cypriniformes; Xenocyprididae. The transcript has 11 exons. Bases 249 to 1487 code for a protein of 412 amino acids. Gene Ontology annotation, molecular function: calcium ion binding. The record is from RefSeq and is a predicted model, not a curated record. Gene Ontology annotation, biological process: regulation of cardiac muscle contraction by regulation of the release of sequestered calcium ion. Gene Ontology annotation, cellular component: sarcoplasmic reticulum lumen.